AAUUAAUUAAAGCAUGUGUGAAAACAUCCCAUCUGUCUGGAAGCCUUUCUCCCCCACCCUGAAUGUCUGUGGGUCUGUUCCUUUUUCUCUAGAUGACGCUGGUCACGCGUCAGGAAGUUCUUGGACUUUACCGCAAGAUAUUCCGAAUAGCCAAAAAAUGGCACUCUGCAUCCGGACAGAUGGAAGAGACCACAAAAGAAAAACAGUAUAUUAUAAAUGAAGCUAAAACAUUGUUCCAAAAGAAUAAAAAUAUAACAGAUCCUGAGCUGGUUAAGCAAUGUAUAGAAGAGUGCAAGGCAAGGAUUGAGAUGGGACUUCAUUAUCGCAUCCCUUAUCCAAGGCCGAUUCAUCUGCCUCCCAUGGGCCUUGCACACCAGCAAGGCCGUGCGUUGAGACAUCAGGAGAAGCUGAGGAAACUUUCCAAGCCUGUCUACUUGAAAUCUCAUGAUGAAAUUUCAUAAUCCAGCAUGAGGCUGCUGCCUGUUGUCAGCCUGGACUGUCUGGCAAAUGUAUCCUGAGCCAACAAGCAUCAAUGAAACGGGAGUGGUUUGCACCCGCGGCCUUUUUUUCAGUGGUCAGGCACCCACCUGAUUCUAAGAGGAGAUGCGGGAAGGAUCAGCUCAAUCUGGCUUGUCUUUGUUGAGACGGAUUCAUCAAUAAAAGUGAGAAGCUUUGUGGUCAGUAAGAGGUGAGAUGAAAAA
Molecule: messenger RNA, 701 nt
Organism: Heteronotia binoei (common prickly gecko)
Lineage: Eukaryota; Metazoa; Chordata; Lepidosauria; Squamata; Gekkonidae
Gene: LYRM1
Product: LYR motif containing 1
Exons: 3
Coding region: 93-461 (122 amino acids)
Cellular component (GO): mitochondrion
Source: RefSeq, a predicted model, not a curated record